Molecule: messenger RNA, 4582 nt
Organism: Xyrauchen texanus (razorback sucker)
Lineage: Eukaryota; Metazoa; Chordata; Actinopteri; Cypriniformes; Catostomidae
Exons: 2
Coding region: 1665-2921 (418 amino acids)
Source: RefSeq, a predicted model, not a curated record
UACAUGCUGAAUGACUGACUGCUGUUGUGUGGUCAGGUAUGAGCGGUUUUCUCAUUGCCCUGUCUAAUGUGCAACCAGCAAUUCAUGAGCCAUCCCUUCAAGUGCAUCAGCUUGAGAUUCGUAGACAACCUGUGGCUUUCAGCGUGGCAUCACUUCAAGCAACUCUCUGGCCUUUGGGGGCACAGCCAGGUUUAAUCAUCUCUGGUUCCUGGUGAGUCAAUCUUGCACUGGCCCUGUAAUUAAAACUUUGCAUUGUGAUGAAAACAAAAUGCUGCUCUUCUUUUUGUUAGAAUGUAACGCUGUAGAGUGGAUUGAGUUUGAAAGGUACCGGAUGAUAUUUAAGUUGUGAAGAUAAAUGAAAUCAAGUGUCAUAUUCUGGGAUUUCAAGAAAAAUGACUAAAUCUAAAUGUAAAACACACAGUGCAAUAUAUAGCAUACGUGAUAUAUGAUACAACCAACAUAUAACCUCAGGAGUGCUCGGGGGCGAUGAUAUGUCAUCUCCAUUACUGUCAGUUGCAGCUAUUGACAUGCGAUAACUUUACUCAUUUGACAAAAGCGUUUGUGUAAUUUAUGGCUUUCAGAUUACAACUGUAGGACAGAAAUAAACAAGAAUAACACCAUGUUCUAGAAAAUGAAGGUGCAUAGAAUGUUAGGAGGAAAUUUUACUGCUUGAAAAAUUUUGAGCAAUUUGCCAAAUAUUCAAAACCUGUUUGAUUUCAAAGCACACGUUUUUUGUGUCAAAUAUGCAACACUACAUACUUGACGAUAACAUGCAAUUUACAUUUAUGACGAAAUAUGAUUUCACUUAAGCAGACAUUUUACACAUUUAUUAUUUAAUUAUUAUGCAUACAGUUCUUGAAAACCAACACUCAACUUUCUAUUACACUUUUAAAAAUAUCCACUCAGCAGUUAUCGGGGUCCAAGCAAUAUGGAAAAGUGGAUAAAAUGACCAAAAUUGCCAAAUUUGAAGAAACAGAUCUGUAAGCGGCAAAGUAAUUUCAUUACUUUUUUUGUAGUUAUUCCGUUUGUAAUUUGAACUAAUCCAUUAGUCCAAUUCACAUAAAAUUUUGCAUGCUUAAUCUUGAGACCCUCGUGACAAAAAAUGUAUCCAAAGAAUUUUGAUUAGUCAAAUCAUUUGGAAGAUUUGGCCAUGGCCCAAUUAAUUUAUCAGCCUUUUGAAUGAGUACUAAGGUCUUUUCAUAACUUUUUGUCAUGAGGGUCUCUAGAUAAUCCAUGCAAAAUGUUGUGCAAAUUGAACGGUUUAGGAGAAGUUCGAAAAAUUAGGGUUUCCAGAAAACUCAAAAUGGUACAAAAAUGUUAUAGACUGAAAUGUUGCAUGACUCAAGGAAUAAGAGGAAAAGGGUUUUGGUUCUAUACGGUUCAAAGUUAUUACCAAAAUAUCUCUGCAGCCGUAUGGUUGUGAGAUGUUACCAAAAACGUAAAAGUGUGUAUUAUAGAGCCACCCGAGUAGUGGGGAGGAUUUGGGACCAACCUACAAACCAGCACCUUUGGACUUUUGACUAAUAAUCAAUUUAAUCAGAUGCAAAUCUUGUGUAUUUAACAUCAGCUUCCUUCCAGGAAAUCUGCAUUAUAAACCCUAAAUGAAAUAUUAACUGAUGCUGUAUUUUCAAUGCUUCUGUAUUUUCUAAGCUCCAAUUUUGAAAAUGGAGGGUGUUCUGGACACAACACUUUUUCUGUUUACAUGCAAACUGACGUGUAGUGCGCUAAUCUACCCUGCAGUCACGCAUCCCAUAACCGCGGUCAGUCUUUGCUCCAGCUGCCUGCUGUUAUUCACUGACCUCGCUACCACCCUGUUCCUGCUCUAUGUCUGGUUUGUGGAGUCCUGGAUGACGCCUUUUCAGGUGUCUUCCGAUGUGGUUGCACUUCGAUUCCUCCUCUUUCUUUGUCAGGCCUAUGGAGUUGUACUGAUGUUGAUGCCACCUCUGAUUGCUUUAGAGUUGUUGGUUAACAUGUUGCACCUUCAAAAAGAGAGGACAGUUGGCAAGGAUAUAGAGACAGUACUUGCAGAGAGGGAUGGAAGUACACAGUGGCACCAGAGUGAGUCUCCAUCUAGAAUGAUGGGCUUUCUUGGUUGUCUUCUAGCAUGGAGUGUGAGUGGGAUUUACAGUAGUCACAACUGGAAGCUUGGACAGCUCUUGGUGGAAGCCUGUUUGGAAGAAGGUGGUUGCCUCGUAACUUGUCUUCCCUGUGUUUUCAAUACCUCCUAUGCCAGUAUGGAUGAGAUCUCUUGGGUUCUCCCUGCCAUAGUGCUUCUGUUGAGUUUCACAGGGAGCUUGGGCCUACUCAGGACGAAGCUGUCCCACAUACUAUCAGACUCACUAGAAAACACAUUGGCGGCAACAUGGGGCAAAAUAAAGGACUCUGUUGCCCUUGGGCUAAUGCAAAUACAGUGGCCCACGCUCUGCAGAACUGUAUUUCCCAAUGAAUCACAAAGCUCUGGCAUUGACUCAGAAAAAACAGCUGACAGCUGUGCCAUUCACAGGGCUGGGUUUGUGUACAAUGUGCAACGAUCGUUCUGUUCUGGAAGCAAGGUCCUGUGCUCUUGCCAAACCAGUUUGGCGGAAAGUUAUAUGCAGAAACAAAAACGAUCAACCAGCCUUGCACCGUUUCCAGAAUCAAAAACAGAACUUCCGCUGGAGGUGACAUCAUUUGAACUCAACACAGUAGAGCUAUAUAACAGGACCGACCCAGUGUUGAGACUAGCACUGCAGACUCCAAGAAUGCUGUCUUGGCAUCCUGAGAGGGAAAGUCCCUGCCUGGGGGGAGAAAUGUUCACAGGGCUUGUAUGUGUGGGUCUAGUUUGCAUGUUCCCCACAGUUGUUAGUGGUAACAUUGUCCUUAUCUUAAACCUAGAGAAUUUGGUGGUGCACACGGUGAAACUUUUAUGUCUCUGUCAAUAACAGAGUCCCUGUUCUUGAAGUGAUCGUAAUAUAAAUGCAAAUUAAAAUUUUCCUAUGAUAGAUUAAUAUGGAUGGCAUUCGUAGGGAAUAUAACGAUUCUGGCUACAAUUAGACGUAACAAUUCUGGUACCUUAAAGAUUACAUUAAUGAUUCUAUUAAUGAUUAGUUUAGCACUUUUGAGGGCAUUUACACUCAAUGAGCCCUCUAUUAGAAACACCUGUACACCUACUAUUUUAUGCAAUUACCUAAUCAGCCAUUCACGUGGCAGCAGCGCAAUGCAUGAGGGGGUCAGGAGCUUCAGAUUAACGUUCACAUCAACCUGUAUUGACGCUGACUACCACCCCAGAUUUCGAAAGUUCGAAUCCAGGGUGUGCUGAGUGACUCUAGCCAGGUCUCCUAAGCAAUCAAAUUGGCCCAGUUGCUAGGGAGGGUAGAGGCACAUGGGGUAACCUCCUUGUGGUGGCGAUUAGGGGUUCUCUUUACCUGGUGCAUGUUAACAAGUGCGACACAUUGCACCAAAAACAUAUUGCUCCCAUUAUAAUAAAUUAUUCUGUCUACACCUGAUGCGUCCGCCGCGUCACACCGACAGAAAGCGUAUGCCCAGUUCUAUUCUGACAUACUGCACAGCUCACAGCCGAUUGUUGGUGCUCGUGCAUGUCAUCUUUUUAGGUCAUUUGCUUCUACAUGUCCAGUGUAGACGGCAUUGAGCAACUUAAGUAGACAGGGUGUUGCGUACACAAUACAGUAACAUUAGGUCUCAGUCAAUAAUAAUUUCGUGAAUUUUGCAUACUUAAACGCACAAAAAAGUGCUCACGAAAAAUGUCCGCCAGAUAAUGUUAUUCAAUUCAUAAUGGAAAGCAUUCAUAAAGUUAGUAAUUUGCAUAGCACACAGCCAAACCUUCAACAUAUAAGGGCAUUAAGCACCACCAAACCUGUACUGUUGCAAAUGUGCAGAGAAAGAUGCCUCUGAAGCAAAAGGCAAAAAAUAUCAUACUAUAAAACAGUGCAGUAAAGCAUAACAAUUUAGAACGAUUUCAUAAUAUGUAUUACUGUAGAUGUUGGAUGAACUGAAGGCAUGCUUCGAGAACUGCUUGUGCAGGAGCAUUUAUCAGUGCCUCAUCCACAGGCAUUGGCAGAUUUAGGCAGGGCAGCAUCUUGCGGGGGGGCAGCACGAGGCGCCCCCCUUGUGUAAUCAAAAUCAAUAAUAUAUCCACUGCCAUGUACAUGUCCCUGAAUGUAGCCCUAGUACUUGAAAUGAAAACAAGUAUGAUGGAAAUUUUACAACUCAGUCCGUAACACUGUGCCCACCGCAUCUUUUUCAAGUUAAACAGUUUUUGUCCAAACAAGCAGCAACAGCGAGACAUAAAGGCAUCCCAGUCAACAAAUGGGUCUAAAAUGAUUCUCAUAACAGCAUAACACCAGAUCAGAGCAACCUUAUUUUGGCAAAGGUGUCACACACCUAUCAAAUGUUAUGUUUGAGGUCUCACUCUUUUCAGUCUGAGGUCUGGCACAGACACACACACAAUCAGAAUGGUGGAGACAUAUGGCCUGGCACCCUCUGACUCUCUCUUUGCUUCCCUGUCACCUCGAGAUCGGCAAAAUCAGGGAUGGAUUACCGACCGGGCCAAUGGGGCCAGUGCCCAGGGGCCCUUGACUGCCUG